AUGGAACUUUCUGAUGAAUCGAGGGUUCUCAUUAUUUACACAGGUGGAACCAUUGGGAUGCUUGUUGGGCAGCAAGGUUAUGUUCCGGAACCGCACUUCCUCACGGAAACGUUGAGAAGCCAAACUCGCUUUCAUGACCCACUUCAAGAUUCUUUAUUUUCGAAUUCAGGUUCUGUGCAAGGUUUUCGGGAUUGGAGCAAGGGCACCAGUAGCCGAUCGGAAAGUCCACGAAGUAGUGCGCGAAAAUCCAUCCGUUACGCCAUCCUUGAGUGGACUCCUCUUUUGGAUAGCAGCAAUAUGGCGAUCGAAGACUGGAUUCGCAUAGCGACAGAAAUUGAGCUCAAUUACGCAUUCGACGCGUUCGUCGUCCUACAUGGAACAGAUACGAUGUCGUACACCUCAAGCGCUCUAAGUUUUUUGCUAGAAGACCUAGGAAAAACCGUUAUACUCACGGGCGCGCAAAUACCUUUAUCUCAGUUACGCAAUGACGCUGUGGAUAAUUUGAUAGGUGCACUCAGCAUUGCAGGCCACUAUAUCAUUCCAGAAUGCUGUCUUUAUUUCAACCAUACGCUCUAUCGUGGAAACCGAGUCUCGAAGAUGUCGUCUUAUGAUCUCAGUGCUUUUGAUAGCCCAAAUUUUCCCCCACUUGUAAAAGUCGGUAUUGAUAUUGUUGUGAAUUGGAAUGAUGUUAUUCGCCAAACGAGUGUCAGAAAAUUUCGGGCUCAUAAAGCGACAUUACGGCUAUUUCCCGGGAUUAGUGGUGCAAUGAUCAGAGCCUUCUUUACGCCACCUAUUCGUGGAGUUGUGCUCGAGACCUUUGGAGCUGGCAAUGCGCCUCAGCGAGCGGAUGUCAUGGAAGCACUGAAGGAGGCCUGUGACGACGGCAUUGUUGUUGUGGCCAUCUCGCAGUGUACCAAGGGAUUGGUGUUGGAUGUGUAUGAGACGGGAAGAACCCUGACGCAGGCAGGCGUUGUACCUGGGAUUGAUAUGACGCCAGAGUGCGCACUUACGAAGUUGAGCUACCUCCUAUCCAAGCCAGAACUCACGGUCAAGGAAAUUCGUGACCUGAUGGGUGUUCCCCUACGAGGUGAACUCACU
Messenger RNA from Laccaria bicolor S238N-H82, 1098 nucleotides. RefSeq lists its product as uncharacterized. Gene Ontology annotation, molecular function: asparaginase activity. The record is from RefSeq and is a predicted model, not a curated record. Gene Ontology annotation, biological process: amino acid metabolic process. Lineage: Eukaryota; Fungi; Basidiomycota; Agaricomycetes; Agaricales; Hydnangiaceae. The transcript is spliced from 10 exons. The annotation marks the transcript as partial.